This is a messenger RNA of Ipomoea triloba (trilobed morning glory), 1585 nucleotides long. Its product is annotated as serine/threonine-protein phosphatase PP2A-2 catalytic subunit-like. The coding region runs from base 214 to 1134 and encodes 306 amino acids. Gene Ontology annotation, molecular function: protein serine/threonine phosphatase activity. The record is from RefSeq and is a predicted model, not a curated record. Gene Ontology annotation, cellular component: cytoplasm. Lineage: Eukaryota; Viridiplantae; Streptophyta; Magnoliopsida; Solanales; Convolvulaceae. The transcript has 7 exons. Gene Ontology annotation, biological process: peptidyl-serine dephosphorylation; mitotic cell cycle.
CUUUUGCUCCAUUUUCUAGAGAGAGAGAGGGAGGAGAGAGAGGGAGGAGAGAGAAAAGGAGAUUCAAAUGGAGACGAAUCUGAGAAAUUCGGGAGCGAAACCCUAAUUUCCGCGAGCUUGCUGUUUUGAAUUUGUUUUAAUUUUUUUCGCUGAAUUUUAAUUCCAAUCGGAGGAGGGAUUGAGGGGGGAUUUUUGAAAAUAAAAUAAAAUAUAAUGCCUUCGCACGCGGAUCUAGAUCGGCAGAUCGAGCAGUUGAUGGACUGCAAGCCGUUGACGGAGCAGGAGGUGAAGACUCUUUGUGAUCAGGCGAGGGCGAUUCUGGUGGAGGAGUGGAAUGUGCAGCCGGUGAAAUGUCCGGUCACGGUCUGCGGAGAUAUUCAUGGGCAGUUCUAUGAUCUGAUCGAGCUGUUUCGGAUAGGCGGCAAAGCUCCUGACACCAACUAUCUUUUCAUGGGAGAUUAUGUAGAUCGUGGAUACUAUUCAGUGGAGACUGUUACACUUUUAGUUGCUUUGAAGGUUCGUUACAGAGAUAGAAUCACAAUUCUUAGGGGAAAUCAUGAAAGUCGGCAAAUUACCCAAGUGUAUGGUUUCUAUGAUGAAUGUUUGAGGAAGUAUGGAAAUGCCAAUGUUUGGAAGUUUUUCACAGAUCUCUUUGAUUAUCUACCUCUGACAGCACUUAUUGAGAGUCAGGUAUUCUGUUUGCAUGGAGGACUUUCACCAUCUUUGGAUACACUCGAUAACAUUCGAGCUCUAGAUCGUAUACAGGAGGUUCCCCAUGAAGGGCCAAUGUGCGAUCUCUUAUGGUCUGAUCCGGAUGAUCGUUGUGGUUGGGGAAUUUCUCCUCGAGGGGCUGGGUACACCUUUGGACAGGAUAUAGCUGCGCAGUUCAACCACACCAAUGGGCUCACUCUCAUUUCAAGAGCUCACCAGCUUGUUAUGGAAGGUUUCAACUGGUGUCAGGAUAAAAAUGUUGUGACUGUAUUUAGUGCUCCAAACUACUGUUACCGGUGUGGGAACAUGGCAGCAAUACUAGAAAUUGGGGAAAACAUGGAGCAGAAUUUUCUUCAAUUCGACCCUGCUCCUCGACAGAUCGAGCCCGACACUACAAGGAAGACACCGGACUAUUUUUUGUGAUCUUUAUACUUCUGCUCAUUGUUUACAGCCCUAGCUGUGUUCUCUCUUUGUGUCCUAUUAAUCCAUACAAGCCAAGGCGUCCUACUUUUGGGCAAAAUUUUUUUAACCCUGAAUCUUUGAGCAUUAUUUUGCUUAAAAAUAUGCUGGAAGGGAUCAAAGGUAUGUAUGAAUUUUGUUAUUGUUAUUAUUUUCCAUUUUUGGCCUUGUUAGUUGCCAAAAAUGUGUAGCGGGUAGUUUCUAUGUGGAGGCUUUGAAGGUGAAAUACAAUGGCAUGGCUUUUGGAGUGACUACAUCCCCUCUUCUUUCUUUCACAGGGAUUUUCAGUUUUCGUAGAUAGGCAUUUUGCAAUAUAGGAAGUAUUUGCAAAAAAUUUGGGAAACUAAUUUAUGCACUAAACCCUUUUUUGUUGUAAAAAAUGUGUUGCUUCGUUUAUGCAUGCUUUGUCCUCUCU